Podarcis raffonei (Aeolian wall lizard) is the source of this 3054-nucleotide messenger RNA. RefSeq names its product myogenesis-regulating glycosidase-like. NCBI's taxonomy places the organism in Eukaryota, Metazoa, Chordata, Lepidosauria, Squamata, Lacertidae. Gene Ontology annotation, molecular function: hydrolase activity, hydrolyzing O-glycosyl compounds. Bases 271 to 2355 code for a protein of 694 amino acids. The record is from RefSeq and is a predicted model, not a curated record. The transcript has a single exon. Gene Ontology annotation, biological process: carbohydrate metabolic process; skeletal muscle fiber development.
AGCAGCAGGAUGCUGGCUCCAGCAGAGGUUGCAGCGGCAGAGAAGUCUUGCUCCCGGUAACCAGGAUUAAUUUAUUAGGCUCAUUUAUUAGCCUGGCUGAGAUGUGUUUUGUCACUGCAUUCUGAAGGGUAGCGAUCUGCAUUCCUGGAUACAGCAACGGGGAGAGAGGGCAGAGCUGUUUUUAAACACAGUCUUUAUAAAGCUGAGAAAAACACUCGCCACCACGAGGGCCAAGCAACCACUGGCCGCAGCUAUUAGAUCUGUGAUAUUAUGGAAGCUCAGUUUUCCCGUCGCCAAGGAAAAGGAGAGAAGCGUCAGAGGGAAGAUGGCUCCGGGACAAAGCCAAUUCUUCAUUCCUCUCUGGAGUCUCAGACAUCCCGGCAGAGUUAUCUUGGAAGAGCUGCACUACUGGCAACAGGACUCGUCAUAGCUGUGGCCGUGGGUCUGCAUUGCUACACGGUUCCUCUUAUGAAGGCAGAGAGGGUAAAGGUGAAGCAGGUGGACCUGUGGCAGGAAGGCUUCACCAUUGAAAACCGGGAUGGAGAAGUGGUCUUCAGGAUGGCCUUCCAAUCAGGCGUCCUUGACCUGGAAUCUUGUUCUAAGGAAGGGGGAGUUUUAAGCUGUACUGGUACAGAAAGGGGGAUGUUCAGCUUCCUCAUCCAGGCUGUCAAACCCAACGAGGCGGUGACGUGCUACAUCAUCCGCUGGGAAGAGUUUGAGGCAGACUCUGUGGUGGAACACAAAAUGUUCUGGGGGGACGCCCACUGGUAUGGAGGCUACGAGAUGAGCAGACAGCAAUGGCCAAUCAGUCUACCUGGAAGCCAGGAACCUGCGCCAUUUGUGACUAGUGAUGUCUAUUCUUUCAGGAACAGCUUUGGGGGCAUCUUGGAGAGGUAUUGGUUGUCCUCCAAAGCAGCUGCCGUCAAGAUAAGUGACUCUGUGCCCUUCCAUCUUGGGUUCAACGCUUCGGAAAGGUCCCUCAUAUUCCAAGCCAGGUAUAAAGAUUCUCCAUAUGAGCCGUUGAACGAGCCCUUCCCACAGUUGAGUUACCAUGUCUGCAUAGGUUCAGACAUUACCUCUGUCCACCGGUACAUGGCUCAGGUCCAUUUCAGGAAACCUUUGAAGGUGCCUUCAGAAAGGAUGUUCCAGUUUCCAAUCUGGUCAACGUGGGCCAUGUACAAGAAGGAGAUUAACCAAGAGAAAGUUCUGGGAUUUGCACAGAUGAUUAAAAAGUACGGUUUCAAAUACAGCCACAUUGAAAUUGAUGACAUGUACUCACAGAAUUAUGGUGAUUUUGACUUUGACCCUUUCAAAUUCCCUCAGGCGACAGAUAUGUUCGAAAAGCUUAAGAAAGAUGGCUUCAACGUCACCAUCUGGAUAUACCCUUUUGUACAUGAAAGUUCCCCAAACUUUGAGGUGGGAAUAGAGAAGAAGCUUUUUGUCAUGGAACCCCAAGGGACACUCCCUGCCAUGGUUGUGUGGUGGAAUGGUGUGGGUGCCAUAUUGGAUUUCACCAACCCUUCGGCUAGAAAAUGGUUCCAGAGACACCUGAGGCAACUCCGCACUAAGUACGGCAUCUCGUCCUUCAAGUUUGAUGCCGGUGAGACGUGCUACCUUCCCAAACAAUUCCAUACUUUCCACACCUUGGCAGAUCCCAGCAUUUGGUCCCGGCUUUAUGCGGAAAUGGCCAUUCCAUUUCACGAGCUUGCAGAAGUCCGAGUCGGCUACCGAUCCCAGCACAUCUCUUGUUUUGUUCGUAUCAUUGACCGGGACUCAAUUUGUGGGUAUGAACUUGGGCUGAAGUCCUUGAUACCUACGGUGUUGACCAUUGGCCUCCUGGGAUACCCUUUUGUACUGCCCGAUAUGAUUGGCGGGAAUUUUCUCCCUAACAAAACGGAAGGUGCUGUUGACAUCCCAGAUCGGGAGCUCUACAUCCGAUGGCUGGAGCUGUCAGCGUUUAUGCCUUCCAUGCAGUUCUCCAUCCCACCGUGGCUUUACGACAGAGAGGUCAUAGACAUCGCCCUGAAGUUCACCAGGCUCCACGAGUCUUUGGUUGCCCCCCUCUUGCUGGAGCUGGCUGGGGAGAUCACUGACACUGGGGACCCCAUCAUCCGGCCCAUCUGGUGGAUUUCUCCCUACGAUGAGGCUGCACACAAGAUCGAUUCCCAGUUCCUGAUUGGGGACACCCUGAUGGUGGCUCCCGUCUUGGAGAUGGGCAAGCAAGAGAGAGACAUUUACAUCCCAGCUGGCAAAUGGCGCAGCUACAAAGGGGAGCUCUUUGAAAAAACACCCCUUCUUCUUAAGGACUACUCUGUCCCUUUGGACGAAGCGCCUUAUUUUGUUUUGAAUUCUUAAGCUGCCUUGGGGCCAGGGAAAGGCCUUGGAGCGACCUCGUCUCUAGCCCUCAAGGUGACUUUGACUUAAUCAGUUUAUCUUAAAAGAAAAGCUCUUUUUUCACAGAUAUUUUUUUUUAAUGCUAAUGUAUUCCAGUUACAGACCUCAUCUGGCUUUUAGUUCUGCUGAAUCUGUGCAGCUCGCAAUCUUUUUAUCUCACUCUUCCAGGAUGGUGAAGGGCCGUUAUCUCCCAUGUUGCAGAAGGCAAAAGUCAGGACCAGGUUAACUCAUUGACGUUUUGUGAGUAUGAAGGGAGGCUUUCGAUAUCACGGUCCAAUUCUACACACAGAUGUGCGCGCACACACUGCAACGGGGGUCCUUUGGAAUGAUUCUCCACAGAGAACCAUGCAGUGACAGCAUCAUGGAAAAUAGAUACGGGCAUUGCAGAGAAAGUUCUGUGAGCUGGACGCUUUUCGCUAGUCAAAGCAAUUUCUGUUGUGAGCUGCAAAAAUGGUUUCCUACGCCAAAAAUUAUCCAAAUCAUGCAUCGGGGAAUUUUUGUCUUUCAGAAUAAAUUAAGCAUGCACUUUUGCACAAUAAUUAGCACCACUAGAUGGAACUGAGGGCUCGUUCUGUUCUGCUUGCGCCAUGAGGCUUUCCCCUUCCCUACUCUUUAGCAAUAGAUCAGAACAAAUAUCAAUCCAGGGAAAACCUGAAUUGC